Candidozyma auris is the source of this 1845-nucleotide messenger RNA. RefSeq lists its product as uncharacterized. The transcript has a single exon. The record is from RefSeq and is a predicted model, not a curated record. NCBI's taxonomy places the organism in Eukaryota, Fungi, Ascomycota, Pichiomycetes, Serinales, Metschnikowiaceae. Bases 1 to 1845 code for a protein of 614 amino acids.
AUGGGCAUCGACGUUCGUGUGGACGUGGACCGGCAUGAAAACGGCGGCACCUUCACCAAUUACGAUUUGAUCCACGGUGUGGUUCGGCUCACCACGACAACGUCGAUUUCGUUGACGUUUAUUCAGGUGAAGUUGGAAGGUAUUGCCACAACGCAGUUGACGGUUCCUCGAGUGCUCAAGAAGAAGAAUCAAAAGGAAAAUAGAGACAAGCUCCUUCAGGAUGUACAUAAGGUGCUCUACGAUUCGUUGAUCGUGUUUCCGCCCGAGAACGUCCGAAACGUCUCAAGUUCAAAGGAGUUCACCUUGACGCCUGGAGACUACACAUAUCCUUUUCAAUUUAAGAUUCCGCUCAAUAACUCCUGUGUCAAGACGCUGGGGAUUUCCAACAAGGUGCUGUUCAGUCGAGACAACCGGCAGAUCUUGGUGAACAACGGAAAUUUCAACACCAAUUUGAUAAAGAAUGUUGCCCAAAAUUAUUUCCAGGCUUACCCGAAUACACCAUCAUCGCUUCCAGAUGGACAGAAAAUGCAGAAUUACCAUGUGACCACCCAGCUUCCGCCUUCCAUCAGCGACAUGGGUCUGUUUGCCAGUGUGCGCUAUUUCGUCAAGGUCACCUGUAAACGCUCGUCUGUGUUCAAGGCAAAUUUGAGGGCGUUUGAUCCUUUCACUUUUCUUCCCCUCGAUCUAGAUAGUCACAACAGACCUCUCUUUGAGGGCCAGCAGUUCGAGGAAUUCAGAGAAGUUUUUUUCAGAAAGGAGAUGGUGUUUAAGAAUAGGAUACCCGAGAUAGUGGGCAUAAAAGUUUCCAAGAGGGCUGCUGCCGACUGCAAGAAAGCCCUUCCAAGCACACCCCCUCUACCGCAGAGAAAGAGCAUAUUUUCAUCAUUUCUCGGUGGAGGAACUUCAUCACCGCCAACACCACCAACAAGACCAGCUUCUAGCUCCAGAAGAUCUAGCAGCAGCAAUACAAGUCUACGUCACACUAGUGCGGCCUACGAAAUCAACGCAUCGAAUGUGCCCUUUUCCUUUGAGGUUCGCUUCAAAUACCGUCCUUAUUUGGUUCCGUCACAUUUGCCUACAUUCAGACUAUUUUUGUUGCUGCCUCAAAAUCCUUCUCGCUAUUCAUUGGCACAGUACGGUUACCCGGAUGAGUCCAAUGGUCUAGGAGUCAUAUACUUCCAGAAACUCACAGUAGAGCUACGCAGCACCACUAACAUAUCUGUGGUGGAAACUGACGGUGCUGGCGAUGUCACUCAUCAUGGCAAGAGCGAAGACGUGAUUCAAUUGUGCAAUAACACCUAUCAAAAUUUACAGUUUGAUCUCCACGAUGCCAAAACGCUGCGGUCCUCAUCUGCUACAAGCAGCAGCUAUGUGGACACAAACAUGCAUGAGCUUGAAAUUCCUCGUAAAUACUUUGACAAUUGUGUGGUACCUGGCGAUCUUGCACCCUCGUUCAAGACAUGCAACAUCACAAGGAAAUACAGUCUUGUGAUCGUGGGGGGAUUUCUGAGUGAGCGAAUCAGCGACUUCAAGGACCGUGCAGAAGUCGAGAAGAAAGUUCGUUACGUCGACUUGUUCUGCUCCGAUGUGCAAGUUCUCUCUGGCCUCAAGCUUACGUCAUGGCUACAUUCGAAUGCGUCAGAAUCAAACGUCAGCAGAACCUCCGACCUGAAGCCUGCUUUGCCAGAGCGCCCUUCAAGCAAGACAAGGCCAUCUGACGAUGCGCAUCUGAGCAGCAGCAAAGACGGUGAAAGCCGUCUACCUACGUACGACGAUGUGGUUAGAGAAAGCUCCUAUCAAGAUGAUGGUGAGCACCUCAGAGCCCGGCGGAGGUACCAAAAUUAG